CCUCGACGCCUGGAGCUGCACACCGAGGACGUUCAACCCGUACUGUGCUUGGCGCAUCGCUCUUGGGGUUUUCACUUGAGCUUGAAGGACAGAAAAUUAUGGGUAUAAAAAGCCCCCCCGGCUUCGUUGCUUGUUCCUUCCUUUCACCAUCACACUCCCGCCCACAAGUCACUUGAAAAGAAAGAAUUCCCCUCCUGGCACCAAUAUCUUGAAUUCUUUUAACAAACUACAAUAGGAACCAUGUUGUUCAUGAAACUCUUGUUGAACUUUUUGGUGGCUGGUGUUGCUAUUGCCAGUGUGGUGCCAGCUGACCGAAACCAAGUGAUCACAGACAAGAACGCGAAACGAGACUAUGUAGACGAAGAUGAUUCAUCGGUCUUGGUAGAAUAUUCGAGCAGUGUCACGUUUUCAAUCGAGAAACAUUACAGCGUGAUCAUCGAGAGUUGCAACACCGGCAAAUAUCAACUCGUCAUAAGCGCAUUGGAGGAGGUCUACUCAAAGCUGCAUGAGUUGAAUGAGGGGUGCCACAAAGGUUCCUACGGAUUCGAUGAAGUACUCGAAUUCUCCCACGAGUUCGUCAAAGUCUUGCUGAAAUUUCAAGCAAUCCUCUUGGUCAUCAAGAAGCAUCCCUUUAUUUUUGACAAAUGCGGUGUUACUCUUUUCAAAUGCGGCUACCAAUUCAGCGAAAUCUUCAAGUUCAUUCUUAGUUACAAGGUCGAUCUAAAAUCCUUGACUAUUUCCGUUGGCAUAGACUACAGCAUCUUCGGCGGGAUCGGGUUCUCCAUCCCUCACAUAGGCUGAGGCUCAUCCUUAGAUAACUUCCGGCCCACUUAGACAAUUUGAUUUACUUACUUCUUUUUCUUGGCCAUUUUGAUAGAAAGUCUUGACCAUCCUUCUUUAAAUCAUGUUUAGUGCUCUCCGCGUCCCCAAUUCAUCUCUGCCUUAGUCUUCCUCUUGACCAGCCUCUGAUCUUAUUACCUUACCAUCACGAGAUGAUUGUAAAAGUGCCAUCGCUUUAUACACCUACCCACUCAGGUCGCUCCCAAUGG
Messenger RNA from Puccinia graminis f. sp. tritici CRL 75-36-700-3, 1049 nucleotides. RefSeq lists its product as uncharacterized. Bases 241 to 801 code for a protein of 186 amino acids. The record is from RefSeq and is a predicted model, not a curated record. The transcript is spliced from 4 exons. Lineage: Eukaryota; Fungi; Basidiomycota; Pucciniomycetes; Pucciniales; Pucciniaceae.